AUGCUACAUACCCCUUUACGUUGCCCCGAUCCUGAGUCAUUAACCUCGACAUUGGCAAACCUCCUUAACUUCCCUCCCCGUGACGGCCAGGUAGAAGCAAUACGGAGACUCGCUGUAGACCAGCAGGAUCUAAUCCUAAUUGCACCUACAGGAUGGGGCAAGAGCGCUGUAUUCCAGGCGGUUCCGGCCUUGCGGGGCGGCAUUUGCCUCAUGAUUAUGCCCUUAAACCUGCUUGAAGAGGACCAGGCCAAGUCUAUUUCUCGAAUACCCUGCUGCCGGCCUUGCGUAUUAAACGCCCAGUCGAACAAAGCCGCGUUGCUCAACGAGAUCCGAAUCGGCAAAUACACGCACGUGCUUCUGAGUCCAGAAAUUGCACUGUCAGAGCGAUUUAAGACGGAGGUCCUAUAUGAUCAGGCCUUCCAAGACCACCUCGUGUUGGUGGCCAUCGACGAAUUACACGUGGUCAGCGAGUGGGGUCUGCAUUGGAGGAAUCGAUAUAGUCAAUUGGCGUUGUUGCGUCACACGGUUAGUAGACGCGUGCCUUGGUUUGGUUGCUCUGCGACACUCGAUCCAGUUACGUUGGCUGAGGUUCGAGAUCUCAGUGGGUUCGAUCCUUGGGUUCACAUUCAACGGACCUCCAUUGACAGACCCGACAUAACAUUCGCAAUUCAACCAAUUCAGCAUCCGGCAAACAGCUUCCGCGAUCUAGAGUUCCUUGUUAAACCGGUACAGGGAGCAACCGAGGAGGCUGUCAUGAAGAGAAGGGAGAAUAGGGCAAGAGAGGCUUUCAAGCGUGGA
Ilyonectria robusta is the source of this 798-nucleotide messenger RNA. RefSeq names its product P-loop containing nucleoside triphosphate hydrolase protein. The record is from RefSeq and is a predicted model, not a curated record. The annotation marks the transcript as partial. Gene Ontology annotation, molecular function: 3'-5' DNA helicase activity; nucleic acid binding; ATP binding. Gene Ontology annotation, cellular component: chromosome; nucleus; cytoplasm. Gene Ontology annotation, biological process: double-strand break repair via homologous recombination. NCBI's taxonomy places the organism in Eukaryota, Fungi, Ascomycota, Sordariomycetes, Hypocreales, Nectriaceae. The transcript is spliced from 3 exons.